This is a messenger RNA of Scaptodrosophila lebanonensis, 2962 nucleotides long. Its product is annotated as regulation of nuclear pre-mRNA domain-containing protein 2. Gene Ontology annotation, cellular component: RNA polymerase II, holoenzyme. The coding region runs from base 373 to 2814 and encodes 813 amino acids. NCBI's taxonomy places the organism in Eukaryota, Metazoa, Arthropoda, Insecta, Diptera, Drosophilidae. The record is from RefSeq and is a predicted model, not a curated record. The transcript has 9 exons. Gene Ontology annotation, molecular function: RNA polymerase II complex binding. Gene Ontology annotation, biological process: mRNA 3'-end processing.
AUUUUAACGUAAAUAUCCAAUUAAUUUUAAAAAAUUGGUUGAUGAAAACAUAAGCGCGAGUUAAAGUGAGGCAUACACCAGUGUUUAAAUAACAUGAAGAUAGCUAUAGUGCUCAGGUGAAGUGUGAAAGAGAGUCGUGAAAAAAGUGCGCGUGUUCGGCUGAGCAAAAGAAAAUUCAGAAUAGCAUACACAAGCCGCAGGCUGCCGUAAGAAAUUGGGCGUAAAAAAAACAAAGUAAAUAGCGCUACGAGUGAAAACAAAAGGUAGCGUUUUAAAGUUUUUAAUCGACUCUGUCAUAUCUGAAAGUCGGCCGUUGUAAUGUAUUAAGCGCGUUAGUCGACCCCCGCUUGUCCAACUCAAGUAGCGACCAUAAUGGCCAAGGCAUUGGCAGCCGAACCCUUCGAUGAGGAGCUGUUCGAGACGCGCCUGGAAGCCCUCAAGGACACACAGGAGGGCAUCCAGCAAAUGUCCACAUGGUGCCUACAGCACCGGCCUAAUCACAAAAAGAUCAUACAGUGCUGGCUGAAUGUCUUCAAGCGAGUGCGUGUGGACCAUCGUUUGGUGCUGUUCUAUCUAGCCAACGAUGUCAUACAAUAUAGCAAGCGCAAACGCUACGAAUUUGUCGAGUGCUGGGCCACGGCCCUCCAACGCGCCACCACAAUGGUGCGCGAUGAGCGCGUUAAAAGCAAAAUAUUGCGCAUCUUUAAGAUCUGGGAACAGCGUGAAAUCUAUAAUGAAGAAUUUCUGAGUGAUUUGAGCGGAUUGCUGAAUAUAGCGCCGCCCAAAAAAUCGCAUGCCAGUGCGGAUCAAACCGAUGAGUUUCAGAGUGUCGUCCUCAUUGCCAAUGUGCGUGAGUGCGUCGAGUUAUCGGAAGCCACGGAUAAGAGCUUCAAGAAAUUACCAAAGCCGCCCACAUUUGAAAUUGAGGCCAUCAAACAGCAACUAAAGGAUAAAAGUCAUUCGGGUGACAUUGAAAAGGAGUUGGAGCGUUAUGUGGCCUUCAUAACCGCCUACAAUAAAAAUCUACAAAAUGAGAUCAAAACCCGCAAAACAGUGCUGGAGAAUAUAGAUUUGGCCAAGAAGUUCUACGAACAUCAGCGUGGCGAGGUGAAAGUGGUGGCAAGUGCCUAUAAGAGUUUCGGCAAUCGCAUAAAGCUUGUCAAACGCAAACUGGAUGAGAUCAUACCAACUCUUUCGAGUCCCAUUCCCUCGCCUGACAUAAAUGCGCCCUCGCCGGAGCGUGAUGCAGAUUUGCAGUUGCCUGAUGACAAUAGCGCACCAUUAUCAAUUAACAUUUUCAAUACUAAUAUCAAUGGCUUCUCCGGCUAUUUGGAUGGCGGACAGCUGCCUUUUGACAUUAAUGAUUUCAAACGCGAAAGCAAGCUUGGGAACGGCUCCAGUCAACCCAUUGAGGUGAUUGGUUCUCGUUCAGAUGAUGAGAGCUACACGCCCUCAGCUAAUUUUUAUAAACCAGAGCCGCUAAGCAUUCCGGGCUUGGGCGGCAGCUCAGCACAAGCUUUUGGGAGUGCAAUCUCACCGCCUUUGCCUGGUAUUUUUGGCGACAGCAGCGGAGGUAGAGGUGCUGCUGAAUAUGCGCCACCAUUGUCGGACUAUGGCAGUCAAGAGCAUUCAUACACGCCCGCACCCUUGAACCCCAGCAGCAUGCCAGUACCCCCGCCACUGCCGCCAAGCAUUGCGCCCACAGCAGUCGGCGGAGAUGAUUUCAAUAACACCUGGGACUUAAACAUGACCUGGACGCCGCUGGACAGUCUCAAUAGCAGCAACGCCUCAUAUACGGGGCAAUCGACGCCACACUCGCCGCCUCAUUUUGAGCGUAAGGCGCACAGUGGCAGCAACGCACCCAUUGAGUACAGCGAGCACCAUAAUAGCUCCGUGUUGGGCGCGGAGGAUGUUGAUCAUCGCACGCUCCAACUGCCGCCGGCGUUCUCAUUCAAUACCAAGGUUCCGGUGAGUCGGAAUCUAAUAUCGUUGACUGGAUCGCCGGGUGGUGGCGAAAAGGAGUUCGGUGAUGUUGAUUAUCGUGUUGUACCAGGAAAAAUUGAGGAAAUCAGCGCUAUUCCCAGUUUGUCAAACAAUUCGCCUUCAAAUCUCAUGGCACCGCCAAGUAACUAUGCCAAAAAGGGAAGCUCGCCGCAUAAAAGCAAUGCCAGCUCUUCUUCUGAAUCCGAUCGCGUGGAUGGUUCAACGCGCUAUGAUCCCGCAGACAUGGUCGUUGACAUGGACAUGUCAGAUGAGGAUAUGGAUGAGUCGCUGCGAGAAGCCAACUCCAGUCAAGAAGAACUGGAUCAAUCGGAGGCACUUGGUGGCGAAGUUGACGCCAAUGGUGCUGCGCGUCCCGCGUUGCUUGCAACGCCGCCAGAGUUUCUUGGUUCGAGUGUGUGGGAUGAGAACAAUAGCUUUGGAAAUAUUGCAGAAAUGACCGAAAUGCAGCAGCAGCAGCAGCAACAACAACAACAAUCGCCACAGGCCUGGAAUCAAAUGCAAAUGCCACCACUCAUGCCUUGGAAUGGGAAUGACGGCAGCAAUGGGCCGGCCCCACCACCACCCAGGCCACCAUUUGGACCACCGUUUGGGUUCCCGCAAUUCCCAGGACCUCCCGGCACUGGCCCUGAUGGUAAUAUGAAUAUGCCCAUGCGCGGUCGUGGGCGUGGCCGUGGCUGGUCUGGACCAUAUCGUCCCAACUUUCAGCGCAUGCCUGGCAAUGGUGGCGGCAAUUUUGAUGGGGCGCCACGUCCGUUCUUCAACCGCGGACGUGGUGGACGCGGACGUAUGCGCGGUAAUGCUUGGAUGUAAUUAUUAAUUAUGCAAAUAUAGAAACAUGAGCAAACACACAGACCUAACGCAACAGAAAUUAAGGAAAGGUUUUGAGUUUAUACUUAGCAAUUGCGAAAUAAUUGCGAUUAUCUCAGCUGCUAGUUUUCAUUUAACGACGACGCAUGUA